AUGGUCGAGCACCCGUCGAGCCCGAAGAAGUCGAUCGAUGACGUCGAGCGCACGGUGUUAAUCGCGGUGGAGAUGAUGGAGCGACAGCUCGGUCGACAACUCAGAGUGCUAUCGACGCAGGUGGCGGAUCUCUCGCGAGAGCUCUCGCGCACGCACACCGAGCUGAAACACUUGAUGGGGGAAAACUGUACAACGACAACAGUGACGGUGGACGCAAAGCCGGCGGCGAUGCGAUUGGAGAGCAAGGCGGAGGUCAUGGAGUUGAACGAGAUUGUCGAGAAGGAUAAGACGAAGGAGGAGGCGCAGAAGAAACCGGAACCCGCGGCGUGCGGGCUGCUGCAGUCGACGAAAAAGGAGCGCAAGAGUGAGGAUAAGAAGCGAAAUUUUGUGGAGACGGACGCAAAUGCGGAGGUAAUCGAGGCGAAGAAGAAGCGUACGUUUCUCGACGAUGACGACAGGACGUUUCUAGAUGAUGACCUGACUCAAGACGAGCAGUUGCUCGUCACCACGGGUCGCGGCCGGAUGGGUGAGGUGCAGUCAACACCACUCGGAUUCGCUUACUGGACGAAGGGCGACCGCGAGACACUCCUUUCGAUCGGGACGAAGAUCGGUGUCGAGCCGCUGACCAUGUACAGCAUGAACCGUUAUAAGCUGAAAUUGAAACAGUUCAGAGUGCAAGACGAAUUCGUUAGUGGCACGCGGCUGUGGAUUGUCCCACACGAAGACUGGGAGCAUCAGUACAUUCAAGAGGAUAGAUGCAAGGUUCUUCAAGACUUGUACGAUCGCAUCAACGACGUCUGGCCUGAUUUCCUGAAGAACACAAAACCUCUGGCCGACAUCAAGCGCUCCCAGCUCGCAAAGUACGAGAGCUCAAAGAGGUUCUACGACAUGGUGCAGGCGACAAUGAACCGGGCCGAGACGCAGGCGAGAACGGCGUGUGCCGCGGAGCAUUUGCACGAUUUAAAGAUCGUUCGUCUAGAGUUCGAGAAAAAAUGGCGAAGGGACGGUUUCUUACCCCCUAGCGAGAUCAUUGAGCGACAUUAG
This is a messenger RNA of Ostreococcus tauri, 1044 nucleotides long. Its product is annotated as unnamed product. Bases 1 to 1044 code for a protein of 347 amino acids. The transcript has a single exon. The record is from RefSeq and is a predicted model, not a curated record. NCBI's taxonomy places the organism in Eukaryota, Viridiplantae, Chlorophyta, Mamiellophyceae, Mamiellales, Bathycoccaceae.